Messenger RNA from Ruditapes philippinarum (Manila clam), 2232 nucleotides. RefSeq names its product fatty-acid amide hydrolase 1-like. The record is from RefSeq and is a predicted model, not a curated record. Gene Ontology annotation, biological process: fatty acid catabolic process. The transcript has 17 exons. NCBI's taxonomy places the organism in Eukaryota, Metazoa, Mollusca, Bivalvia, Venerida, Veneridae. Gene Ontology annotation, molecular function: amidase activity; fatty acid amide hydrolase activity. The coding region runs from base 406 to 2157 and encodes 583 amino acids.
AACUAGUUUAUUGCGGAUGAUAAUUUUAAGUGAUGCGGCAGUAUUAUAAUUGACAUACUCAAACGAAAAAGUAUUUUUCUUUUUGACAAUGGUUAAAUUAACUGAAAACAAGGAAGGUCGUGUCAUAAAAAUAAACAGCUCCAUUUAACUUCUGAUGGAAAUUGUAAAGGAGAGAGAAUUGUAGACGAAAAUAAUUAGGUUUGAAGGAUAUAUACCAAAUUGUCAGAUACAUCUGUUAAAAGAAAGAUAUAAUGUUUCUAUAGUUGAUAAACAAGGGCCGAAAAGUUGCGAUUGUCUUAACUCAGCCCUGUCAGAUUUUCGGCGCGAUCUUUGGGUAACCCGAUCUCCCGGCUCAAUGCAUCAACAACUCAUAGAACCUAGAUCAUAACAUAUGAAAGAUAUAAGAUGUAUAAUCUGAUAGAAGACAGUGCCUCAUUACAGAAAGCUGUAGUUACCGUGCUUGUGUCAUUUUCUGGUUUGUGGAUCAUCCAUACAUGCUGGAAAAAUAGGAAUAUCAGGGAAAAGAUUAGAAAUAAACAAAGAGAAUGCAGAGAUUCUCUAAACAAAUUGGAAGGAUAUAUUAAGGAAAAUGGAUUGACUAAGCGGAGACAAGAAGACAUAUUGAAACUGAAGUUUACUGAACUUCUCUCUAAACUACAAAGAGGUCAGCUCACAUCAUCUGAUACAUUAAAAGCUUACCAAGCAAAGGCCAUUGAAAAGAACAGAGAUCUAAACUUCAUUGUUGAACCAAUUUGGGAAGCCAUUCCUUUAGCUGAAGAUUGUGAUACUCAGAAGAAGAGAUUGCCAUUACAUGGUAUUCCAGUCAGUAUUAAAGAAAACUAUUUUUUAAAGAAAUUUGACUGUACUGGUGGAAUGAGCCCUAUGAUAGGAAAACCUGCUAAAGAAGAUGGUGUACUUGUAAAGGUAUUAAAACAUGUUGGCGCUGUGCCGUUUGUGCGAACAAAUAUUCCACAGACCAUGAUGACAUGUGAAUGUUCAAACCCUAUCUAUGGAACAACUGUAAAUCCGCAUAACUUAAAGCGUGGACCAGGUGGAUCAUCAGGGGGUGAAGCAUGUAUUUUAGGGGCAGAGGCUUCUAUUUUAGGGUGGGGAAGCGAUAUAGGUGGCAGUCUUAGAAUUCCAAGUCAUUUCUGUGGUACUUCUUGUUUAAAACCAACAUCUGGAAGGUUAAGUUUGAAGUCAUCAGAAGAACUUGAUGGUGGCAAUAUGCAGACUCUAAUUAGAGCAACUCCUGGACCAAUGGCUAGAGAUGUUGAUACAUUAGUAACAGCAAUGAAGGCAGUUCUGUGUCCUUAUCAUUUUGAGCUGGACCCUGAUGUACCUCCAUUACCAUUUAAUACUGAGGUAUACGAGUCAAAGAGGAAGCUACGUAUAGGAUAUUAUACAUAUGAUGGCUAUGUCCCAUGUAUACCUAGUGUAGAGAGAGGUGUUCUAGAAGCUAAAUCUGCGCUAGAGAGUAUGGGUCACACUCUUGUGUCAUUUGAAGUACCAAAUGUAGAGGAAAUGUUUGGAACUCUCUUCUUGAAGGCAUGUUUUGGUGAUGGUGGUGAACAUUUUCUAGAAAUGAUGAAGAACGAUGAGAUAGACCCAUCAAUACAACUGCUUGUUUACCUGUAUAAACUCCCAUUUUUUAUGCAAAAGAUUUUGUCAUAUGUUGCUAGCUUUAUUGCAAAGGAAAAGGUGCCUGGUCUACAAAUACGAUCAAUGCAGGGUGUUAAGUCUGUGAAGGAUUGGUGGCAACUUGCAGGACAGAUAGAUCGAUACAGAAAGGAUUUUAUGUCACUCUGGAAAAAAGAUAACCUAGAUGCCAUCCUGUGUCCUACAAUGCCAUAUGUAGCUCCGCCUACUGGAACUGUCAAAUAUCUAAUAGGUGGUGUGACAUAUACAACAUUGUAUAAUGUACUCAACUUUCCCGCUGGUUGUGUUCCUGUUACCAAGGCUACAGCUGUGGAUGAACAGAAUAUGAAAAAUUAUCCAAAUGUUACAGGGACACAAAAAUUUAUUAAAAAGUAUUUUAGUUCGGACACAGGAGGGUUACCAGUAUCUGUACAAUGUGUGGGACUACCGUUCCAAGAAGAGCUAGUGUUACGUGUGAUGAAAGAACUAGAAACAGGACUAAAACAAUUGAAGGAAUAAAAUGAGAUUAUAUAGGAAUUUUAUAUGAUGGUUUUUAAUACAAAAAAUAUCCAUGGAAUAAACAAGAUUAUUGUA